Messenger RNA from Xiphophorus hellerii (green swordtail), 1809 nucleotides. RefSeq names its product exosome component 3 (gene exosc3). Lineage: Eukaryota; Metazoa; Chordata; Actinopteri; Cyprinodontiformes; Poeciliidae. Bases 104 to 769 code for a protein of 221 amino acids. Gene Ontology annotation, molecular function: RNA binding. The transcript is spliced from 4 exons. The record is from RefSeq and is a predicted model, not a curated record. Gene Ontology annotation, biological process: CUT catabolic process; nuclear-transcribed mRNA catabolic process, deadenylation-dependent decay; poly(A)-dependent snoRNA 3'-end processing. Gene Ontology annotation, cellular component: nuclear exosome (RNase complex); cytoplasmic exosome (RNase complex).
CUGCUCAUGCCCAGUCAUGUUCCUCCGGAGCGGUAGAGGGCGCUGCGGCUGCUCUUCGGGUUUCCGUGGCAUUUCCUGCUAAGCUGCGCGGAGCUCUGUGAGGAUGUUCUCGGUUCUGAAGGAGCGGGUCGGGGAGAUUUUGCUCCCCGGAGAUGAGUUCUGCUGUGGCCCCAAAGACACCCUCCCUUUGACGGACAGCGGGAAGUCAGAGCGGCUGGUGGCCGGGCCGGGGCUGCGGCGGAGCGGCGACCGUCUGCUGUAUGUCCCAGCCAAAGGAGAGACAGUGAUCGGCAUCGUCACGGCGAAGUCCGGCGAUGUUUUCAAGGUGGACAUAGGUGGAAGUGAGGCAGCGUCUCUGUCCUACCUGGCCUUUGAGGGCGCCACCAAGAGGAACCGACCCAACGUCCAGGUGGGCGAUCUGCUGUUGGCCCAGUUGGUCGUGGCCAAUAAGGACAUGGAACCGGAGCUGGUCUGCAUUGACGGGUCGGGCCGGGCCAACGGGAUGGGCGUGUUCGGAACCGGAGGGCUGCUCAUCAAGGUGUCUCUGGGCCUGGUCCGAAGGCUCCUGGCGCCCCGCAGUGACCUCCGGGCCGACCUGGAGCAGCUGUUCCCCUGCGAGCUGGCAGUGGGGAUGAACGGCCGGGUCUGGGUCCGGGCCGGCGCCGUCCAAAAGACUCUGGUUCUGGCCAACCUGCUGCAGAGCUGCGACGCCAUGACGGCGCCGCAGCGUCAGCAGCUGUUCCGGCGCCUCCAGCAGGGGGCGUUCUGAUUGGCUCAGAGCGGCAGCCAAUCACAGCCCUGCUGGGCCACUUACUGGUUCUGAAAGGUUUUGUUCAGAUCGGGUUCUUUCAUCACAGGAAGAGCCGACCCGCAUCAUGUUUGGAUCAGAACCAUGUGACUCGUCUCCAUGGCGACAGAGAAAAAUACCUGCAGCUAAAGUUCUGGCAGGAACUGGUCACAUGACUCGUUACCACGGAGACCAGCAGCUGUAAGAACACAGGCUGGUUUGUUUUUAAAUCGGUGAAUAUUUCUAAUAAAUAGAUUUAUUUUUAUCUGUAAACUUCAGUGGUUCAGUUCUCGACGCUAACGGAUCAAAUUAAUAAUGAAAAUGAGCUGCAGUGAAGAUGUUGACCCGGUUCUGGAAACCGCUCAGAACCAGACCCAACUGUACCAGCAGGGGAAACGGGUCCAGUUCCGGACCAACAGAACCUGUACCAAAACUGACAUAAUUAAAAAUAAAAAUCAGAAAUGUAUAAAAACCCAAAUUAAUAAAUCAAUGCAUUUUAAUGCACCAAUUAUUUCUAUAUUUCUGCUUUUUUAUCAGUCUUGGAAACAGAAAAUGGAUAAAGCAUCAAAAUAUAGACUUAUGGGAAGAAAAUGGAGACAAAUCUGAGUAAAAGCAAAAAUUAAAAUGUUAAUAGCAAAACUUAUAUUUACCAAGUUUCCUGGAACUAAAAAAAACAGUAAUUUAUAAAACGAGUUAAAGUUCCUCUUUGGAAUUGGUGCAUUUUAAGUGGCUUUAUUAACUGCUUUUGUUUUUAAUUAUGUCAGUUUUGGUUUUCCAUAUCUAGUUCUAAACCAACCAAUAAGCAAAAGGUGACGCCCUUAAACCCCGCCCCUCAUUUGCAUAAUGAGGCAUAAAUGCAUAAGGUAACAGGAGACAGAAAAAUGUUAACAGAAAACAUGGAAAAAAAACUGUAAAAAAUAAAUCUUAUAUUGUGUAUUUAAAUAUUAGUUAUUGAACUAACCUGAAAAAAUACAUUCCUUUUAAUCCUUUUAAAAAUAAUAUUAAAUAUUGUUUGUUAUUCA